Molecule: messenger RNA, 4126 nt
Organism: Momordica charantia (bitter melon)
Lineage: Eukaryota; Viridiplantae; Streptophyta; Magnoliopsida; Cucurbitales; Cucurbitaceae
Product: ARM repeat superfamily protein
Source: RefSeq, a predicted model, not a curated record
UCUCAAUGAAGGAAAGAAAAAAAACGAAGAAGAUUCAUUCAGCCCAAUAACCCAAGGCAACGGCUAGUGAGGCGAUGGAGAUUAACUGAUCGCCAGGUCGAAGAAGUGAAGCGUGGGGAUGGCGACACCGUCAUCGUCAUCAGCGUCUUCAGUAAGGUCAUGGAGGACGGCGUUUCUGACUCUCCGAGACGAAUCGAUGUCGUCCUCAACCUCAAUUUCCGAACUUCUCCACAACACCAUCCUCUCCCACUCCGAUUCCUUAAUCGCUGCCGCUCACUACCUUCCUCCUCCCGAAGUAUCAUCAGAUCUGCUGUUUCUCCUUGAAGUGGCUACUCCUGCUUCAAAAACCGCGCAUGACAUUGCCCCCGUCUUCGCAGAUAUCAUACAUCUGAUCCAUGGUAUUUCUUAUGAAGUUGCUCUUGAAUUCAGUUCGUCCUCUUGGGUCCUGCUUCUUCAAUAUUUUGAAGAUGUGAUCCAAUUCCUUCUUGGAAAACUUAAUAUUCCCGGAAAUUUUGCUCAAAUCAGACCUGUCUUGGAAUCUUUGGAGAUUGUAAGACAUGUUGUCUGUUCACACCAGCGCAAGUUUUUACCAUCAGAAGAUAUUCAGGUCGCAAAGUUCUUGCUUUCCGUGAUUUCUGGCUCUCAAUCAGCAAUAUUUCCCUCGUCAAAUCCAAUCAUUAAACAUGGUUAUACCACUGAAAUUGUGAAAAGUGUACCCAAAUGUAAUGGUUUAUGGGAUGUUCAGGCUGUAGCAUUUGAUCUGCUUAGUCAGGCAAUCACAAGUCUGGGGUCGUAUUUUCCAGUUGAUGUUUGGAUGUCAACGAUUCAGGUUAUUAGAAAAGUGAUGGAUUUCUUGGCCUCUAAUAGUCUACUUGUUGAAGACAAGGUGAUGUCCAGGUAUUAUCUAUCUCUUUUACAAUGUCUUCAUUUGGUUUUAGCAGAUCGCAAAUGCUCCCUUUCUGACCAUGUGUCAGCUUUUGUAGCAGCACUGCGUAUGUUCUUUGCCUAUGGUUUUCCGAAUAGACCCCUACUUACUAGUUCAGUUGGUAAUCAAGGGAAAGAACCUAGCUUGACUAGUACCCAGUCCAGUUUAGAAGAACCAAAAAAGACAAAUAAUAGUGCAUAUAGGCCCCCUCACAUGCGUAGAAGAGAUAAUUCAAAUACGAAGCAGGCCAGUGUUCAAAAUUCUCAAAGUUCAAUGGCUGUAGAGUCUCUUAACUAUGAUUUCAUAUCUUCAGAUUCCGAUCAUGACAGUGAUGGGCAAGUAAGAGAUACCGACAUCAUUCCGAAUGGCAAGGUUCGGGUUGCUGCUAUUAUUUGUAUACAGGAUCUUUGCCAAGCUGACCCCAAAGCAUUCACCAGCCAAUGGACGCUUCUUUUGCCAACUCGGGAUGUGCUGCUUUCAAGGAAAUUUGACGCAACUUUAAUGACAUGUCUGCUAUUUGAUCCUUUUUUGAAGGCACAGACUGCAUCUGCUGCAGCCCUGGUUGUUCUGUUGGAUAGGACUGCUUCCAUUUCCUUGCAGAUUGCAGAAUACAAAGAUCCAACUAAAUGUGGAUCCUUUAUGCCACUUUCGAUUUCCCUUGGGCAGAUACUGAUGCAACUUCACAUAGGUGUUCUAUACUUGAUCCAACGUUCGACUCAUGGUAGAUUGCUGACAAUCUUGUUCAAGAUUCUUUUACAUUUGAUAUCAUCUACUCCAUAUCCAAGGAUGCCUGAAGAGUUGUUGCCGAACAUAGUAAAAGCUUUACAAGCGACAAUUGAAGAAGGCUUUCCAUUCAAAAGUGAUCAAACUUACCUGCUGGCUGCUACUAUCAGUUGCUUAAAUGCAACCUUGUCAACUUCUCAGUCCUCGCCUCAUGUAAAAGAGAUGCUUUCCAAACAAAUAUCCACAGCUCAAAAGGGUAACAGUGUACUUGUCACAUUACUUCAGUAUUCUGAGCAACUAACCAACCCAACCGUAUGCAUUGAGGCUCUUCAGGCCUUAAAAGCUGUAUCACACAAUUACCCACACGUCAUGUUUGCUUUCUGGGAACAAGUUUCCUCAGUUGUUUACAGCUUUCUAAAUGAAGCUGCUCCUGAAGUUUCUACAGGGCAGUGGAGGUUGCAUAUGAGAAACAGUGUUGGAAUUAUUGGAGAAAAAGUUAUGACGGCCGCUAUCAAGGUUUUGGAUGAAUGUCUUCGAGCAAUAUCUGGGUUUAAAGGUACUGAGGAUCUUCUGGAUGAUAACCUACUUGAUUCUCCAUUUACUUCUGACUGCAUAAGGAUGAAAAAGGUCUCAUCAGCUCCAUCAUAUGAAAUAAAGAAUUUAGAUGAGACUGUUGACAGUUCGGAGGAGGCAUGUGCAGGAAUGAUGCAGUGGUGUGAGGUGAUUGAGAAGCAUUUACCAAGGAGUUUGUUGCAUGCUUCUGCAAUGGUGAGAGCUGCAUCCGUUACAUGUUUUGCGGGUAUUACUUCCUCUGUUUUCUCCUCUCUCUCUAAAGAAAAGGAGGAGUAUAUUUUGUCUUCAGUGGUGAAUGCUGCAUUGUAUGACGAGGUGGCUUCGGUGAGGUCUGCUGCUUGUCGUGCCAUUGGUGUCAUAUCAUGUUUUCCUCAAGUUUCUCAAAGUGCAGAGAUUCUUGACAAGUUCAUCCAUGCUGUUGAGAUCAAUACUCGCGAUUCUUUGGUUUCGGUAAGAGUAACAGCCUCUUGGGCAUUGGCAAAUAUAUGCGAGUCGAUGCGUCGCUUUUUUGAUGAUUUUCCUUCAGGACAGCACACAGAUUCAAUUGAACGUUUCAAUUUAUUGACACUAUUAAUCGAGUGCAGUUUGCGUCUAGCAAAUGAUGGAGAUAAGAUUAAAUCAAAUGCUGUCAGAGCUCUUGGAAAUCUUUCAAGGUUGAUAAAGUUUCCAUGUUCACCUUCUACCUGUGAGAAGCCAGUAAGCAAUUCAGGGUUAUAUUUAAUGGCUAAUAAAUCUGAGGAUCUUUUGUCGAAGAGUGAUUCAAAAGUCCAUCCUGGAUGCACAUCGAAAAAUCUCUAUGAUACUUUCUAUAAUUCAAGUUUGCUCGAGAGCAUAGUUCAGGCAUUUAUUUCUGGGAUCACAACGGGAAAUGUUAAGGUUCAGUGGAAUGUUUGUCAUGCAGUAAGCAACUUAUUUUUAAAUGAAACGUUGAGACUACACGACAUGGACAGGGUCUCAUCACUUUUCAAUAUUCUUUUGCUGCUACUUCGUGAUUCCUCUAAUUUCAAGGUGAGGAUACAAGCUGCUGCUGCUUUAUCUGUGCCAGCUUCAGUGUAUGGCUAUGGGAAGUCUUUUCCUGAUGUAGUCCAAGGUCUGGAGCACACAAUUGAGAACCUAGAAUCGAGUCAUAUUCUUGCACCGAGUUUCAAAUAUAAGGUUGCACUUGAGAAGCAGUUGACGUCAACCAUGUUACAUGUUUUAAGUCUCGCUCCAAGCACUGACCAUCAUCCCCUCAAGGAUUUUCUGGUCAAAAAAGCAACAUUUCUUGAGGAAUGGUUCAAGGCACUUUGUUCAUCGAUCGGAGAGAGAAGUAAUUGGUGUGACUGUGAAGAAAAUUCCACCAACAACCAGAAGAGGGAAAUGAUAUCCAAAGCUUUACGGUCACUGAUUGACGUGUAUACAAGCACGAAUCACAGUGCAAUUUCUCAGAGAUUUGAGGACUUGACUAAAUGGAUUCACUAGGGAAAUGGAUGGGAAGAGGAAUGUUUGAUUGCCAUAGGCCAUGAAAUGCCGUUAAAGAAGGUGUUUCACAAGUGAGAGUUUGAAGAUCUCGUUCUUGUUAAUUGGAAAUGGAAUAUGGAUUUUUCUGGUCAGAGGUACUUUGCAGCGAUAUAUUAUUUAUUUGGUUAAAAUUUUGAAGACUAUGCUGGCUAUGCAGAUUAGGAAACUUUCCUUGUCGUGAGGCUGGAAGAGAAUAUUUAUUUUUAAGUUAUACUUAUUUCGGAUGUAAUGUACAGUAGUUUGUGUUGGAGUAAGUUGUAAAGGUUGUAGUGUAAUUUUUUAUUAGUCUAUUGUUAUGUAUAAUACUGUUGGAGUUUUAUCUUCAUUUCUUUUUGUAAUAAACUAAGACUGAUGAAUUUGGUCGAGUGUAAUAACUAAAAUUGCCUCAGAAAUAUGUUUUAAUAA